Molecule: messenger RNA, 2318 nt
Organism: Ceutorhynchus assimilis (cabbage seed weevil)
Lineage: Eukaryota; Metazoa; Arthropoda; Insecta; Coleoptera; Curculionidae
Source: the annotation of a GenBank genome assembly
GUCAACUGUCACCUGUCAAAGGGAAAUGGAAACUAUUCAAUUUUCAGCAGCGUCUCGUUCCCUUUGAAAAAUGUUUAUAUUGGUAACAAAAGUGCCGAAAAUUAGGAAAAAGUCCAUAUAAGUAUAGAAUAAAUAUAAUUGUUUAAUUUUUAAAAAACCCUAUUGUAAAGUUAAUUUUUCUAAGCGUGCAAUGGAGCAGCCUUUUAAAAACAUUUUGGACUACAUAAAGAGCUUAUUUUCCAUAAAUCCGCUCGAAAGAACCCGUAAAAGAAGUGCUGCUGGUCCAAUAUUUGAAUCAAGAUCAAAGUUGUGUCGAUUAUCUCCGUAUAGUAAGCCUACUACUACUACUACUAGUAGAUAUAUUCCUAUUCAUCGAGAAAGUGAGGAUUUAUCUCCAUACUUUCCACGCAAUUUCAAUCCAGUCAAAAGACUGUCCCGUUCAAUGCAAAGGUCACCUAUGAAACCUGUUAAAGUUCAAGAAACGGUGGUACUGGACGAUGACGACGACGACGAUGUCAUAGAAAUAACUAAACCGGCAAGGAACGGAAAAAAAUUCACUUCAACGCCCCUUGAAAGACGUAAAAGUUACGCAAAUGUUAAAAAAGACCACGAAAAUAGCGAUGACAUUGUUUUCAUCAAAACCUUCAAAUCACCAAAAGAAAAACAGAAAGAAGCUAAAUUGGCCGGCUAUGAUUACUUUAAACCGAGAACUUCAUUGGACAAGCCUCUAUUCACUAUAGGCUCCACUCACAACGGAACAAAACCCAAAGCCAAACCAACAAAAUACAAAACACUGCCACUCAAAUCUAGAGGAGCUUCCACUUCAAACUACUCCUUCAGGCUAGACGACAAGCUCAAAUACAAACAACUCUUGGACUGUGUCAGUGGCAACGACUCCUCGAUUUAUGGCACGCCUAUUGGUAAAAUAUCUUCAUAUGAUUUUGCCAACAAACCAAAAGAAUCUACAAAAGAUAGGAUUAAUAGGGUGCUGGACAAUUGGGACAGCGAUUCGUUGGUUAUAAAGGAUUCAGAUUCGGAGGGCAGCGUUGUUAUGGUCAAGCCUCCAUCUCCCAAGCCGGAUAUCAAAGUGGAUCCUGUCAAUAGUUUUAAGCAUUAUGUUGAUUCGUCUAAUGCUACCAAAAAGGAUUGGUUGACUGAAGUAGUCGAAAAUCACAAACAGUAUGUCAAAGACCGUCAAAAAGAAAUCGACAAUCUACGCGUUUGCACCGAGGCCACCUCGAAAAUCAACAAGGAUAUAAAUAUCGAGCUACUCAGACGGAAAGUCGAUAAUUGUCUGCAAAUAAAAGAUGUCGUUCUACCGGAAACUGUUCUGCCGGAAGAAGACGAGCUACCGGAACUCACCGAUGAACAUUUAUCCAUGGUUUCUAGAGCCCAUAGAGGCGAUCCCAAUGAAGUUUUGGUCAACAAAUUCAACUUACGUGUAACCAGAAGAGAUCUGAUGACUUUGGCCGGUUUGAAUUGGCUCAAUGACGAAGUCAUUAACUUUUACAUGAAUUUAAUUAUGGAACGAGGAGAGAAUUCUAAAUGGCCAAAAAGUUACGCUUUCAAUACGUUUUUCUAUCCAAAACUAUUAAAAGACGGCGCCCAAUCUUUAAGAAGAUGGACAAGAAGAGUUGAUCUAUUCUCCUAUGAUCUUAUUUGUGUUCCUGUCCAUUUAGGAAUGCACUGGUGCAUGGCCAUGAUUGAUUUCAGGAAUAAAUCUAUUAAAUACUACGACAGUAUGGGCAGUCCGAAUAGUCGUUGCUUGGACGCCCUAAGACACUAUUUAGAAGCAGAGCAUUUGGACAAAAAAGGUUCAAAGUACAACACGCGUGAUUUUAAGCUGGAAAAUCGAAACGAUAUUCCACAACAAAUGAACGGUAGCGAUUGCGGCAUGUUCGCUUGUACGUUUGCCGAAUUUCUUACCAGAGAUGCACAAAUUAGUUUCAAGCAAGAAGACAUGCCGUAUAUGAGGAAGAAGAUGGUUGUCGAAAUUAUGACUGGACAACUUUUGAUUCAGUAAAGACUUAUUAUAGGAAGUAAGUUUAUGUGUGGUAAUUUUUUUGAUACUGUCUGUGCAAAGAAGAUUCUAGUUUGGAACAACACCAAUAGUAAUUAUUAUUACUGCACUAGUACUUUUUUUGAAUUUGUUGUUUUGUAAAUAACAAGCAUAAUUUAUUGUCGAAAUAAUCCUGACGGACAAUAGGUUUAUUUUCUAUGAUUUAUUUAUUACUUGAGUUAUUUUUCAGUAACAAUAAAAUAAAGUGAUCGUUUUUCCAUAAGUUGUGUUAAAUGAAGAUUUGAUUUUUUAUGUCAAG